AGCAUUUUGGUUCAUUAUCAAAAUCAGAAGGGGCUUUUUAUAUUACAACGAAUACAAUCCAAAAAUGGAUUUUAAAAAAAUAAUUGAUUUGAAGUGUAGUGAAUAAACAAAUAUUGUGCUUAAUGUCGUCACCAUAAAGUACUAUACCAUACAGCACGAAUCAAGCGCUAGAGAAGACAAGGGCCGCUUUUUUAGAGUACUAGUCGUGUGCUCUCUUUCUCUAUUCAACUCAUAAUUAGAAAAAAAGCGUGUGUAACAAUUGAAAACAUUGAUGAAGUAGUAAAUGGAUUUAGUUUAUUUGUUAGGGGAUUGGCGACAUCUCGACAAAAUCAAUAUGUGAAAUAUUGGUUUAUUUUCAUCGCGCAACGAUCAUAACAAGAGGGACAUCGACUAGGAUACGCAUACCAUACACAUACGCACCAACAACACAAAAAUCAAAGCCAACACAGUUAGCCAAUAAAUUUUUUUAGGAUUUAAUCAAAGUAGCUAUACAUAGAAACAAUGGAAGUGACGCCAAAUUAUUCGUACGUUUUCGAUUUCGAGAGCGAAUUCAUACAUCAAGAUACGCGCAAAUGGAUGAUCAAAAAUUGGACAUGGGUGUUUUAUUAUUGUGGUGUUUACAUGCUUAUCAUUUUUGGCGGACAAUUUUGGAUGCAAAAUAGGCCUAGAUUCGAAUUACGCGGUCCACUUGUAAUAUGGAAUUCAGCAUUGGCAAUAUUUAGUAUUAUCGGCGCUAGUCGAACUGCACCAGAGUUAAUUCAUGUUCUACGUCAUUAUGGGCUAUUCCAUUCAGUUUGUGAUCCAAGUUACAUCGAACAAGAUCGAGUGUGCGGAUUUUGGACGUGGCUAUUUGUUUUAUCGAAAUUACCCGAAUUGGGCGACACCAUAUUCAUUGUGUUGCGAAAACAACCGUUAAUCUUCUUGCAUUGGUAUCAUCACAUCACUGUGCUAAUUUACUCAUGGUUCUCGUACACAGAAUACACAUCAUCGGCCCGAUGGUUUAUUGUUAUGAAUUACUGCGUACAUUCCGUUAUGUAUUCGUAUUAUGCAUUGCGUGCGAUGGGCUAUAAGCCGCCACGUUUUAUUUCAAUGGUGAUUACAGCAAUGCAAUUGACACAAAUGAUUGUUGGCUGUACAAUUAAUUUGUGGGCAUAUGAUUAUUUGCAAACAAUGCACCCGUCGGCCUGCAACAUUUCACCAAUCAACAUAAAACUAUCCAUUGCCAUGUAUUUUAGUUACUUUGUAUUAUUUGCUCGAUUCUUCUACAUUACAUAUUUGUCACCAAAUGCACGAAAAGGAAAGCAUGCAUUCAACAAUACGGUGCGCGGCAAUCGACAACAACAAGUACAAACCGAUUCGGAUGCCGUACAUCAAACAAAACUCACACGAGAUGCGUCAAAUGGUGUCACCGCCCGAAUGUCACUUCUCGCCGGAAAAUCCGAUAAAUUCAAGGAGCAAUAAAAACAACUCACAUACCAAGCGCAGACCAUUCUUUUCAAGAGAAAAUAAAAUUGAAAACAAAACAAAAAAAAUUGUCUAAAAUGUGAAGGAGUCAAGCAGAGAUAGAAAUUAUUUCGGUGGCAAAACAAAAAGCGGCAAAAAAAAUAUUUUUUUUUCUUUCGGUGAAGUUGCCAAAAGCAUCGUGUACAUUUAGAUGAGUUCGAAGAGCUUUAUAAACUUAUAUAUACAGAAUUAAACAAUUGACAGCUUUUAAAGCUACAUUACGCACCUAUAUUUUUUUGGGUGGAUUUUCACCGUAUUCACGACAGAUGCACUUGGGAUUCAUCUAUUUGAAAGAGUGAAGAGAGAGAAAAAGAAAUUUACAAAGCAAACAUAUUCGACGGCAUUACAAAGCAAACAAACACAUACACACACAACAUGAGAGUUAAAUUUUCGCGCAAGAUAAUUCAAAAUAAUAUCUAAAAUACGCAACAAAAACAGUAUAUUCAGAUAUUUAGGUGAUAACAAUUUGAUGGAAAGAAAGAACAAAUUAAACAGCAAUUUUUUUCAUUAGAUUUUAACUGGAGGAAAGGGAAUAUGAAAUUUAGUUUUUUUUUUGUAUUGCAUUGAGUCAUUGACGCUGUCGCUGUUCACACAGCUCAAAAACCAUAACGACUAAUUGAAUUAGUUCAUUUUUGGAAAUUGAUUCAAAUUUAAAUUUGGACAUAUUUCAAUCGCAUAAAAUGACAGAUGGAGAAAAAAAUUAAUUGUUAUUAAUGUCCUUUACACAAUACUUUAUUUUUAAGAGUAUCGCGCCUUGUGUAAUAAAUUCUCAAUACAUGUUCUAAAGCAAAAUGAAAAAAAAAAA
Contarinia nasturtii (swede midge) is the source of this 2308-nucleotide messenger RNA. RefSeq names its product elongation of very long chain fatty acids protein 6 (gene Baldspot). Gene Ontology annotation, biological process: sphingolipid biosynthetic process; fatty acid elongation, monounsaturated fatty acid; fatty acid elongation, saturated fatty acid. Gene Ontology annotation, molecular function: fatty acid elongase activity. The record is from RefSeq and is a predicted model, not a curated record. NCBI's taxonomy places the organism in Eukaryota, Metazoa, Arthropoda, Insecta, Diptera, Cecidomyiidae. Gene Ontology annotation, cellular component: endoplasmic reticulum membrane. The coding region runs from base 502 to 1461 and encodes 319 amino acids. The transcript is spliced from 4 exons.